Lachancea meyersii CBS 8951 is the source of this 2202-nucleotide messenger RNA. The record is from the annotation of a GenBank genome assembly. NCBI's taxonomy places the organism in Eukaryota, Fungi, Ascomycota, Saccharomycetes, Saccharomycetales, Saccharomycetaceae.
AUGAGAUCUGACAAGAAAGGCCCAGAUGCAGAGAGAAUGGAGCAGAGUGAAGAGUUGAACUACGUGCCGAGUGUGUCGUUUGACACCGUGCCCUUGCUGGCAGGAAUUGCCUGCGAGAGCGGAGACGAGAAUCACGAUUGCCACGACCAUACUUUGGAAUAUACCGAAGACGAGUUUUACGACGACGAAACACCCGCAGAUUACUCUGGAUAUCCCAACCACGAUCGUCGAACAGUGAUAGACUCGACGAUAAACGGGCUGGACGGGUUCCACAUCGGAUGGGACGGACGCAUUACACGAACAGACUAUCCCAGCCGGCCUACAAUCGUGAACGACGCUCUGGUGCUGAGUAAGGUGCACAAAACGUGGCUGGCACGCUGGAGGUCGCGUCAGGCGUGUAUGGAGUCCAGACUGCGAUCGGGAACAACCCAUUUUGUAUUUCCGGCACUGAUAACCCCGAUGGAAUCGAAUGCAAAGCCCUCAGGCACCAGUGGAUACACACCGCUCACCAAGGAAGAGCGCAGACGAGCGCUGAUUAUUGGCAAAAAAGUCGGCUUCCCAAAUUCGCCAAGAACUAUCGUGUGCCACAUCAGUGGCAGGAAGUACACUUGGACUGCGCUGGACUGGCUCCUCAAGCAGUUCUCACAAGAUGUCGACCAUCUAGUGAUCAUCGCGAACAUUCCAAAAAUGUCAGGCAGCGGAUCGCGGUCCAGAUCGAGGUCCAGGUCGGCCAUCAGAAGGAGCAGGCCAAUAGCAUCUUCCAGACGUCUCUCUGCGACAUCUGAGACUAUGUACCGAACAUUUUCGGCAGAGCCUGCAGAUGAGCAGAAUAGACAAAAACACGAAGAGUGGCUGGAAUGGGCCUCGGGGUACGAUGCGGGUCGCAUAAAGGAGGUUUUGAACAACAUUUUGAAAUAUGUGACUUGCGUUCUGCCGGAAAAUCGGGCUGUGAAAGUAACUGUGGAGAUCGUUCUGGGCAAGACCAAGAAAAUACUGGUCGACAGCAUAAAUGUCUAUCAUCCCGACUUGAUGGUACUCAGCUCCGUCCGGUCUGGUGAGACCGAAAGCAUGGUGAAAUGGAAAUCACGAAGCCUUGUAGAUAAAGCAUGCCAAACGUUCCCAGUCCCAGUUGUAUUGGUCCCGGUGAAGACGCUGCUGGAACUGGAGCGCGAUGUUAAGGACCAACUUGAAAUGCAAAUCGCGGCCAAAUCAGCCGAGAGUUCCAACCACAUGCCCCAACUGCACCAUGCAAAUACUGCACCCGGUAUACUCAACCACACAGGCACACCUGAUCCCUCCAGCUCUGCAGGUCCGAGAACGGAGGGGUCUUCCACCAGCUCAAUUGAUAGUGAGGACACUGGCAUUGACUCCUCAGUGUCUUUGAUAAACAACAAUGCUCUCUCUGCAAAUACACGACUGAGGGACGACCUGAUGACUUUAAGGAAGGAGACCAAGGCCAAGACUGAGGCGAUGAAAGAGAACAACUCGCUGACCUCGGACCAACAAUUGAUAGCUAGUGUCGACGUGAUUUUUGAUGCCACUUUGAAAUUUGCGGACCUCCUGGAUGCCCUCAACCAAAGCACAGAGUCCUUGGUCGAGCUCAAAAGGGAAUUCACUGGUAAUGCCAGUAAAGAAAUGGCACGCAGCAGAAAAUCUAUGCUGGACGUUGUGGGCUCUCCUAAAGUCUCUAAGCUCAAUCAGCAGAAAAAAGGAACUCCAUUGAAAGGCCAGAUCAAGCUGCCCGCCACUGGCGCCGAUCCUAGCGACUCUAUUGUUGCCAAUGGUGGAAACAAUGCAGUACCCAAAAUUCAAAUCAAGUUUGCGCCCGAAGUCAAGGACAAGGACGGAACAGCGUCUGCCGAGCGGAACGCAAUCGAAAGAACAUUUUCCUACGAUGCUACAUUGCGGUCUCACUCCUCAAAUAGCAUUGAGAACUCUCUCAGAGACACCGACUUGCGUAAAGUUCGCAGUGCGAGCGUAUUAAAACCUACAAAAUCUGCCACUUCUGUAAGCAGCGACAUCAAGAAAAAGAGCAAAGGGCUUUUCUCAUUUUUGGGAGGCUUCGACAGCGGCUCAGGGAGCACUGGAAGUACACCAUCCACUAGUAGAAGAAACAGUAUCGGUAGCGAGGCCAGCGGUAUAAUAUUGAACGCACCCAAAAAGAAGAAAAGAUCGCGGUUCUUUGGCCUGCGUAAAUCCUAA